Molecule: messenger RNA, 3373 nt
Organism: Sorex araneus (European shrew)
Lineage: Eukaryota; Metazoa; Chordata; Mammalia; Eulipotyphla; Soricidae
Gene: STXBP1
Product: syntaxin binding protein 1
Exons: 20
Coding region: 161-1972 (603 amino acids)
Biological process (GO): intracellular protein transport; vesicle-mediated transport; neurotransmitter secretion
Cellular component (GO): plasma membrane; secretory granule
Molecular function (GO): syntaxin binding
Source: RefSeq, a predicted model, not a curated record
GCCCGCGCCGCGCCCCCGCGCCGGGUCCGCGCGUCAGUCGGUGCCGAGCGCGUCUGCGGGGCGGCGGGCAGCAGCCGGCCGAGCGCGCCCACCCGGGGAGGCGGAGGGCUUCGCGGGCGUCGCCGCGGCAGGCUCAGAGCCCGGAGACUCGCGCUGCGCCAUGGCCCCCAUUGGCCUCAAAGCCGUGGUCGGAGAGAAGAUCAUGCACGAUGUGAUAAAGAAGGUCAAGAAGAAGGGAGAGUGGAAGGUGCUGGUGGUGGACCAGCUGAGCAUGAGGAUGCUGUCGUCCUGCUGCAAGAUGACGGACAUCAUGACGGAGGGGAUCACAAUUGUGGAAGACAUCAACAAGCGCAGGGAGCCGCUGCCCAGCCUGGAGGCCGUGUACCUCAUCACGCCGUCUGAAAAGUCUGUCCACUCGCUCAUCAGCGACUUCAAGGACCCACCAACCGCCAAGUACCGGGCUGCACACGUGUUCUUCACCGACUCCUGCCCGGACGCCCUGUUCAACGAGCUGGUCAAAUCCCGCGCGGCCAAAGUCAUCAAGACGCUGACGGAGAUCAACAUCGCGUUCCUCCCCUACGAGUCCCAGGUGUACUCCCUGGACUCGGCCGACUCCUUCCAGAGCUUCUACAGCCCCCACAAGGCCCAGAUGAAGAGCCCCAUCCUGGAGCGCCUGGCCGAGCAGAUCGCCACCCUGUGUGCCACGCUGAAGGAGUACCCCGCCGUGCGGUAUCGGGGGGAGUACAAGGACAACGCCCUGCUGGCCCAGCUGAUCCAAGACAAGCUGGACGCCUACAAAGCCGACGACCCCACCAUGGGCGAGGGCCCGGACAAGGCGCGCUCCCAGCUCCUGAUCCUGGACCGCGGCUUCGACCCCAGCUCCCCCGUCCUCCACGAACUGACCUUCCAGGCCAUGAGCUACGACCUGCUGCCCAUUGAAAAUGAUGUCUACAAGUACGAGACGAGCGGCAUCGGGGAGGCGCGGGUCAAGGAGGUGCUGCUGGACGAGGACGAUGACCUGUGGGUGGCUCUGCGCCACAAGCACAUCGCGGAGGUGUCCCAGGAAGUGACCCGGUCGCUGAAGGACUUUUCCUCGAGCAAGAGAAUGAACACGGGGGAGAAGACCACCAUGCGGGACCUGUCCCAGAUGCUGAAGAAGAUGCCGCAGUACCAGAAGGAGCUCAGCAAGUACUCCACCCACCUGCACCUGGCCGAGGACUGCAUGAAGCACUACCAGGGCACCGUGGACAAGCUCUGCCGGGUGGAGCAGGACCUGGCCAUGGGGACGGACGCCGAAGGGGAGAAGAUCAAGGACCCCAUGCGAGCCAUCGUCCCCAUCCUGCUGGACGCCAACGUCAGCACCUACGACAAGAUCCGCAUCAUCCUGCUCUACAUCUUCCUGAAGAACGGAAUCACCGAGGAGAACCUGAACAAGCUGAUCCAGCACGCGCAGAUCCCCCCGGAGGACAGCGAGAUCAUCACCAACAUGGCGCACCUCGGGGUGCCCAUCGUCACCGACUCCACGCUGCGUCGCAGGAGCAAGCCGGAGCGGAAGGAGCGCAUCAGUGAGCAGACCUACCAGCUGUCCCGCUGGACCCCGAUCAUCAAGGACAUCAUGGAGGACACGAUCGAGGACAAACUCGACACCAAGCACUACCCGUACAUCUCCACCCGCUCCUCCGCCUCCUUCAGCACCACCGCUGUGAGCGCCCGCUACGGGCACUGGCACAAGAACAAAGCCCCCGGGGAGUACCGCAGCGGCCCCCGCCUCAUCAUCUUCAUCCUGGGCGGCGUGAGCCUGAACGAGAUGCGCUGCGCCUACGAGGUGACCCAGGCCAACGGCAAGUGGGAAGUGCUCAUCGGUUCUACUCACAUUCUCACUCCCACCAAAUUUCUCACGGACCUGAGACACCCCGACUUCAGGGAGUCCUCUAGGGUCUCUUUUGAGGAUCAGGCUCCAGCAAUGGAGUGAGCCCAAGACACAAAGAUCCACGCACAUCCUCACCCCACAGAAACUGCUGGACACGCUGAAGAAACUGAAUAAAACAGAUGAAGAAAUAAGCAGUUAAAUAAGCUGCUGCCCCCCCAGGCCCCCCCACCCCUGCCCCCGCCCCCCCCGCGGCCGCCCGCUGCCCCCUCCCGCCCCGGCUCUGCACGCACAGUCGCCGCCACGUUCUCGUGUUCCGUGACGCCCCUUCUCGUGUGAAACAGGAGAAAACGAUGCAUCGUGUGUUCUGGAAAGAGUGUCCUCCGGGCCCGGCCGGGGAGACGCCUGGGGACGCGGGGCCCCGCGGCCGGAGGAGCUGGGGGACGCCGAGUGACUGAACGCAGGCCUGGGGUGCAGCUGGGCUGAGCCGGCGUGGGGGGGGAGGGGUGUCCAGAAACCCGCGUGGGGUGGCUGCGGUUUCCAUCGGGAACCACCUCACCAGGCGCCCCCCCCUCGUCCCCCAGGAAGCAUCUCAGGCCUGAGACCCCCAUGCUCCUGGUCCCACUCCCCCCUGCUCGUCCCCGUCUGUGAGUGGAAUCAGGGCUGCCCUCAGCUUGCCCGCAGGGGUGACCAAGCUGCGGCCCCUCAGCCGCUGGCCCUGUCCACGCGCCAUGCAGAGGGGGAGGCAGCGUGAGGGUCCGUGAGCCCCCGCACCUGGAGGUCCUGCUCCCCCUCCCCCGGCAGUGCUUCCUGCCCUGGUGGGGUUGCCAGAAAGAGGGCUGGCCUGCCUCAGUUUCCCCCACCCCCAGGCACCCCCUCCCAGAGGCUUCCCGGCUCCUGGUUCCGAGUGGGUGGGGCGGCAUGUCCCCAGGCUGGGUGCCGGGAGCCCCCCGCCCCCCCCUCUUUGCCCCCCGAGGCUCCCCCUGGCCGCCCCGCCCUGCUGCCCUGUGGGUCGUGGAGGAGGAGGACAGCGGAAGUCACAGACGCCCCCCGCCCCGCCGCCGCGUGUGUGCUCUGUCUCGUGCCGUGCCGUCCUUGUCGCCGCGUGGUGCGUGCUCGUUCGGCGCUUUCCCUCCCGAGCCUGCUCCCGCCCCCUCCUCCAGGCGCCCCUGCACUCAGAUGAGUUGUCCCGCUCCCCUCCGUGUCCCCCGCCCGGCCCCCGCGAGCUGAUUUCCGUAGGACUCCACCGUAGGCCCCGCAUCGGUUCGUUUCCUGCCCCUUCCCGGAGCCGGCACCGCCCCCGUGUAUGGAACGUCGGUUUUCCUUUCUCUGUUAUUUAUAUCAAAAUAAUUUAUCAAAAGGAUAUUUUAAGAAAGCUAGUCCGUCUUGACACGUGUCUGCCUUGACGUGAGCAGCAUCUCGGUGUUUGGAGGAUCGAAGCACAAACCUGUAGCCCUGUACCGUUCUGUACCGCAGCGCUGAGUCCAAUAAAGAAACCUCCGUCUC